Molecule: messenger RNA, 1380 nt
Organism: Populus euphratica (Euphrates poplar)
Lineage: Eukaryota; Viridiplantae; Streptophyta; Magnoliopsida; Malpighiales; Salicaceae
Product: probable WRKY transcription factor 70
Exons: 3
Coding region: 177-1136 (319 amino acids)
Biological process (GO): regulation of DNA-templated transcription
Molecular function (GO): sequence-specific DNA binding; DNA-binding transcription factor activity
Source: RefSeq, a predicted model, not a curated record
GCCGAGAAAAAUGCAAUGCAGUCCCUCCAUCUUAAAAGGAUCCCUUGGACUCCAAUUGUGGUCACUACUUAGCCCUAGGUCACACUAAAGAGAGCUCUCGAGGGUCUACAUGCUCCAAUCUUGGCCUCUACUUAGCCCUAGUUGAGAUACCAGAGAGAGCACCCAAACCCCAGAAAAUGGAUUCUUCUUGGCACGGGAAUUUGCCAGCAAAAAGAAAGAAGGCGAUAGAUGAGCUAGUUAGAGGUCAAGAAAUUGCAGCACAACUUAAACUUGUAAUGAACAAGUCUGUUGGGGUUGAUGAGUCUCUGUUUGCUGAGGAUCUUGUCAAGAAAAUCAUGAAUUCUUUCAAUAGUUCUCUUUAUUUAUUAAAUGGGGGUGAGUUUGAUGAGGUUGCCUCCCAAAUUCCGCAAGUGGGUUCACCUUGUUGGGAUGGCCGGAAGUCGUCGAAGGAUUCCGGGGAGAGUGGCAAGGGUACUGCCGGGUUGAAGGUGAAGGACAGGAGAGGAUGUUACAAGAGAAGAAAGAGUUCCCACUCAAGAACAGAUGACUCCACUACUCUAACCGAUGAUGGCCAUGCAUGGAGAAAAUAUGGACAGAAAGUGAUCCUCAAUACUAAAUAUCCAAGGAACUACUUCAGGUGCACUCACAAGUAUGAUCAACAUUGUCAAGCAAUCAAGCAAGUGCAAAGAAUUCAAGAAGAACCUCCUCUAUACCGGACAACAUAUUAUGGGCAUCACACGUGCAAGAAUUUGCUAAAAGCUUCUCAGUAUGUCUUGGAUCCAAGUGAUCACCACGACAUAGAUUCCUCGAUACUGAUAAGCUUUAACAGCAAUGGUGAUCACCCUUCAAGCAAACCAAGCAACUCCCUCCCCACAUCCUUCCAAACAGUAAAACAAGAAUGUUGCCACAAGGAUGAUAACAUGAACAUACCAAGUUAUGAUCCAACCACCCACUAUAGUAAUCAAGCAUCAUCUGAUUAUCUCUUGUCACCUGAUAAUUAUAUGUCUGCAUUUGAUCACGGCGAUGUGAUUUCUGGGGUCAACUCAUCUUGCACAACGAGCUCACACAGUUUGGACAUGGAUGGUAUCAUGAUGGAAUCUGCUGAUUUCGAUGAUGAUGGUGUUUUCGGAUUUUAACCUUGAUAGAUAAUUAUUUUCACGACAUUAGAUAUUGCAGCUUCUUUGUAAUUUCCGCCUGGUGAUCAAGAAUGUCCUGGUUAUUUUCUUUGAAAAGUGUUAGAAGCUGCCUAGCUAGGUACGUAGCUAGGUUAGCACAAUGUAGAAACUAGGUGUGUCUCUUUCUUUUUUUGCUUUUGGACUGUGUACUUAAUUUGCUUAUAAAUUAAGGAAAUAAUCGAGGUGCAGUACUUUCCAGUCUCUA